This is a messenger RNA of Paramisgurnus dabryanus, 2813 nucleotides long. The record is from RefSeq and is a predicted model, not a curated record. Lineage: Eukaryota; Metazoa; Chordata; Actinopteri; Cypriniformes; Cobitidae.
UUAAGUAAUGUAAUGGCGCUGUGCAAUCUUAUUUUAAAGCAAGUUUUCAUGAAAUAACUAAUCAAGGAGAAAAUAUGUUGGAAUACCGGUUUUAUAUCUUGCAAAUCUUAAACUUAAUGUUUUCAAAUCCUCGCUAUAUCCAACACAGUUAUUGGAAAUAAUGUGCGAUUCGUCUCAUAGACUUAACUCAAAAUGUAAUUGUGUUGUUUUACAUCAUAAAAACGUCAUUGCAGCUCACGUGGAAUGAUAGCGCCUUGCACGAACACGACAAACGUAACGUUAAUCUUCUCAAAUUUCAUCGUUAGAAGUAAGUAUCUUUAUUCUGUGUGUUUUGAAACUGAAGUCCUAUUUAAUAAAUGUAACGUUAAUGUCACUGGGCUAACGUUAACGUAUUUUAAAGCAAGUUUGCAUGAAAGAGCUAAUCAAGGAGAAACUGUUGCAAUCCCGGUUUUAUAUCUUGCAAAUCUAACGUAAUGUUUUUAAAUCUUGGCUAUAUCCAACACAGUUAUUGGAAAUAAUGUGCAUACAUUUAACUUGAUGUUUAUUGCAUCACAGAAAACUCUGUUGGAGCUCAGGUGGAAUGGUGGCAUUUUUAUCGUCAGUAAAACGUGCAGCACGAGAUCGCGAAACUUCAUCGUUUAAACAAAAAAACUCUGUUGGAGCUCACGUGGAAUGACAGCGCCAUUUUGAUCGUCAGUAAAACGUGCAGCACGAGAUCGCGAAACUUCAUCGUUUAAACAAAAAAACCCUGUUGGAGCUCACGUGGAAUGGUGGCAUUUUGAUCUUCAGUAAAACGUGCAGCACGAGUUUGCAACAAACUUCAUCGUUUAAAGUCCUUCGAGCUUGUUGAAAACAUUCAUCCAGAGAUAGUGAUUCUGGAUCCUGAGUCUUUGAAUGAUCUUGGUCCACUGCAAGCAUAUAAAGUAGCAGGAAAGCUCCUGGUAUCUCUGAAAGUCUUUCUUCUACAUUAAAAGAUAAUGUUGCUUCGGGUCUUCAUCUCACCCCAGAACAUUCGGAAGGUCCAACUUCCACAGCGGCCUGACUCGGUGGAUAAUUUAAAAGCAGAACUAAAAUCAAAGUUUGAGAUUCAAGAAGACUUUUUCAUACAAUACGAGGACCCUGACUUUGGAAACGAACUGUGCAAUUUAACAGACAUUUCUGAGCUGCCAGCUGAGAGGGCGGUUUUAAAAAUUGUGUUGGACAAAGAUUUGUCUUUGACUCAACAAUCUGAUACCCAAUCUGUUUCCUCUCUUGAUACUGCCAGUGUGUCAAGGUCGUCCUCCCAGAGUCCUUCAACCAUCGUUCAGAGCUAUAUGAGAAGUACAUCGCAGUGGCCGUCACCUUUUCCAAUUCCUACUUUCUCUUAUGAUGUUGAGUUUAGACUUCGCAAAGCAAAUGAGGUUUAUGAACAAACAAACAAGGCUUUAAGUGUACCAAGAGAAAUGAAGUCGCACAUCUUGGAGAAAGUUGCAGAGGCAAUUUUUGCUGUAAAAGCUUACCCACUCCCAGAGGAAAUUGAAACUGUCGCUUCUGCACUCGUGUUGAAGCAUCCCUGCCUUACAGAGCCAGGUAUGGGGAAAGGAUUUGAUGGGUGGAAAAUGAGCCUAAAAUACAAACUUGGCAAUUACAGGUCAAAACUGCGAUCAGCUGGUUGCCAUGAAGUUGGUAUCAACAAAAAAAGAGGGGGAGAUGGUGAAGACCACAGAAAGUCUCUUAAAAAGGCCAAACGAGGAGAGGUUAAUUACUUACCGGAUCAUCCUACAGGCCAGUCUGAUGAUACUCUGGAGGAGGAAAGACUCAUACUGGUAGAGGAACUAAAGAAGAGGAAUAAAAAUGAGACGCUCAUCAGUCAGAAAAUGAACCUGACAUUUUCACUUCGGCGACAAGAGGUUGUGGAAGUUGGGCCAAUGGUGUCUGAGAUGCUGGAACGAUGGCCUGCCCUGUUUCUUUCAAAUGAGAUUGGUUAUGAGUUCAAACGCAUUACCAAUGUGGAUCUCCUUGAUAAAUUCAGAUUAUCGUUACACCAGCAUACACCACAACUUCUGAAGUUGUACAGAGCAAGACAGGGGGCUUUUGGAAAAGAGAUGGAAGAUCUUCUUAACAGGCUUGAUCAACAGACCUCAAAUAUUGUGAAUCACCGAAAGCAAACAGUUCUGGAAGGUCUCCCAUUGUUUCUCCGUGAAGAUCCUUCUGCACUUUUAAAAAAAUGUCUGGACACAUCGCCAAUAGACAGACAGACCAGAGGGAUAAAAAUGGGAAUUCUGGCGAUAACUGAGGAUGAUGUCGCCUCUAGCGAAUUGCCAACCUUUCAAAACUUUGCGAUUGUUUUGGAGGAGGCAAUUGUUCUGAAGGACAUUCCAGACCUUCCAUCUGCGGUUUCAUACCUGUUUGGCCUUGUCUUUGCCUUGAAUUUUGAAUACCCCAAAGAAUUGAAAUAUACUUUUGAAGUAAUUGAGAAGGUGUUCAUGGAAAUGGGCACUCAGUGCUCUGCGAGGGUACAGUCCUUAAAAACAAAACUCUUGCUGUGAAAGUUAAAAUUGUGUGAAUUGAAGUUGGAACAGAGUAUGUUAAAAGGUAAAACAGAUUGUUGAAUUGUUGUGAAUUGUUUACCCAUGUUCAGGUAUGUUUUAAGACUGUUUAAUGACAUUAUGAUGAUUUUUUUUGUGUUAUGCACAUUGACACUUUUGCUCUACAAGGGUAUUAUUGCUGAGAACUGUUAAUUUAGUUGUGAGCAUCUUUUGAAUUAAACUAAGAUUAAGACUAAGAUUUUAACAUUAGGACAUUAAUAUUAAAGUUUUUGAAAUGUAACUUUG